UAAUUGGCUGUUCUUUCACUUCGCACCAGCUCUGAGUUAAUCCUAAUUGCCUGGCAAGCUACCAUAGAAGCUCUGUUGAUCGCGCUUUGCUCGUAUCUACAAUUUUAGGGAAGGAUUUCGUGCGCCUUUUCAGCAACCAUGCAGUCUGGUGACAUGGAUUUGGCUUUUAUUUCGCCCCCACAGGAGGAGACGGCAAGAGGGGAUCAGCAGACUAUGAAAGUCUACCUUCGAGUAAGACCUUUCUCAAAAGAGGAGAUCUCUGACAAUGAGGAUCAGGAUUGUAUAGUAAUCGAAAACGACCAGAUGGUGACGCUGCAGGCUCCAAAAGGUUCUGCCAACCUGAAGUGCAGCGAGAAGGGGAUCGCCACGUCUGUACACAAAUUCUCAUUUUCAAGGAUUUUCGGACCAGAGACAACUCAAGCUGAGCUUUAUGACCACACCGUCCAAAGCCAAAUGUCUGAUUUCUUGGAUGGGGAGAAUUUGCUGAUCUUCAGUUAUGGUGUCACCAAUGCUGGGAAAACCUUUACAAUCCAAGGCACUUCAAAAGAACCAGGAAUAUUGCCUCGAGUAUUGGAUGCCACCUUUGAGUACAUCACAGGGCGGCAGUAUGAAGGCAUGGACGUGAAGCCCUACCUCAGGAAUGAUACACGAUAUUUGGAUGCUGAGCAAGUCAAACAGGAGAAAAGUGCUAAAGAUGCCAUUUUUGCAUCAUUCGGAGAGGAAUGUGAGCCCUUGAGACCCAGCAGCGGAUCAGAUCCCUUGCCCUGUUCUAUUGCUUCCACUUCGCAGUCAUCUGACUGUCAAUCAGGAGGAGGGAGCAGUCAAUUUGCUUUAUGGGUGGCAUUCUUUGAAAUCUACAACGAGUACGUCUACGAUCUCAUUCAACCGUCUUUUUGCUCCAAGUCCAAGAAACGCGCCGCCCUUCGUGUUUGUGAUGACGGCGCUGGCAACGCUUAUGUUAAAGAUCUUCGAUGGAUCAACAUCCAGAGUUUGUCCGAGGCCAGCAAACUGUUGCAAUUUGGCAAGAAAAACCGAAGUGCUGUAGCCACCACGAUGAACCAGUCCUCCAGCAGAAGCCACAGCAUAUUUACCAUGAAACUGCUGAAGAUGGAUGGAAACAAAGCUCAAAGGAUGUCAGAGUUUUCUCUGUGCGACUUGGCUGGCUCCGAAAGAUGCAACAAAACCAAAACCUUUGGCGAGAGGCUAAAAGAAGCGGGAAACAUUAACAACUCGCUCCUCAUCCUGGGGAAGUGCAUCAACGCCCUGCGCAACAAUCAGACCGAAAGAAUGAAGAACGCUUGCAUCCCUUUUCGAGAGAGCAAGCUGACCAAGCUCUUCCAGGCCGUUUUCUGCGGCAAAGGACGAGCUUCAAUGAUCGUCAACGUCAGUCAGUGUGCUUCGACGUAUGAUGAGACGCUCCACGUCAUGAAGUUCUCCGCUGUCGCCAAACGGGUGCAGGUGAUCCCGGAUAAGUCCCUGGAAUCUCUGUCCCAGUGUCUGGUGGGUCCCAAUGGCAACUCUCUGGUGAGGAAUGGGGUGAUUGACAGGCAGGCCCUGGAAAGUUUUCUGUCCGAAGAUGAGCUGCUAUAUGAGGAAGAAGACGCAGACAUGUCCUUACUGACGCAGAACGAGCUAUUGGACACGAUCGAUAACCUCCGAACAAAACUGCUGGCCGAGCGAAGACGAAACCUGGAGCAGGAGAUGGAGAUCCGCAAGGAAAUGGGCGACGCCAUGUUACAGCAGAUCAUGGAGAGCGAGGAACUGCGCAGCCAACAGAUUGAAGAGCUGAAGGAGAGCUACCAAGAAAAGAUGGAGAACACUUUUGAGAUGUAUAAGGACGCUAUCAAGGAGCACGCUUACAAGAGUGCCAUGAGCAACCUCGAAGAUGACUUUGUGCCUCUUGACGAGUUCACGGCCGAGCAGGAGAAAGUUGAGGCCCUGGAGCGACAGCUUUCGCAGUUUGCAUCCCAGAACAGAGCGUGUACGGUUGCGACUGCGGACGCCUCGUGUCAGUGUCAACCAUUGACGGAUUUCGAAGCUGCGGGGGAGGAAUGUUUAAAACGCCUCUACAAGGAGAAAAGUGCCAUAGAACAGAUGUGUGAGGAUAAGCAACAGUUGAUCUUGUCCUUGGAGAAACGACUGAUGGAGCUUAGCAAAACCCUUCAGACGGUUCGAGACGGCUUCCUGGAGAAAUCGAUUGAGCUCGAGGACCUCCAGGUGAAGACCCAAGAACAGAUGAAAUCAAUGCAGGGAAUUGUAUCUCAGUCCUUGGAAAAGGACAAGGAAAUUGCCUCCUUAAAGGCAGAGCUCGCCAUGCUCACUCCAAAGUCACCCGUGCCGGCCAAAACCAAGAAAGGCUUUCUCGCCAACAUCAAGGAAGCGGUAAAGUCCCCUCAUAAGACCAGAAGCCGGACCCUCAGGAAAACUGCUGAAACUCCACGCCGCUGAUCAGCACGUCCUCUUACUAAGUAGGAUGGAUUUUAGUGGAAUUUUAAAAUUCAGCAAAAUGAAGAAAAAACAUUUCAACUUCAGGUAUUGGAUUUGGUGCCGGUCAUUGUUUUUGUAUUGAUCUCUUUUAUAGCCUUUAUGUAAUAAAAUGAUUGCUAUUUUAUCACAA
This is a messenger RNA of Hippocampus zosterae (dwarf seahorse), 2617 nucleotides long. RefSeq lists its product as uncharacterized. Gene Ontology annotation, cellular component: nucleus; kinesin complex; microtubule. The transcript is spliced from 18 exons. Gene Ontology annotation, molecular function: ATP hydrolysis activity; ATP binding; microtubule motor activity. NCBI's taxonomy places the organism in Eukaryota, Metazoa, Chordata, Actinopteri, Syngnathiformes, Syngnathidae. Bases 139 to 2448 code for a protein of 769 amino acids. Gene Ontology annotation, biological process: microtubule-based movement. The record is from RefSeq and is a predicted model, not a curated record.